This is a messenger RNA of Peromyscus maniculatus bairdii (prairie deer mouse), 5945 nucleotides long. It is a transcript of the gene Krabd3, whose product is annotated as KRAB domain containing 3. Gene Ontology annotation, biological process: regulation of DNA-templated transcription. Lineage: Eukaryota; Metazoa; Chordata; Mammalia; Rodentia; Cricetidae. The record is from RefSeq and is a predicted model, not a curated record.
CUCCAGGAAAGGCACAAAGCUAUGCAAAGAAACUCUGUCUCGAAAAACCAAAAAAAAAAAAAAGAAAGAAAUGCAAAAUGGCUCCCUGCUAGAGGUUUGUGGAGUAUCUGAGGUGUUCCUGAGGGAUAGUGGCCAUAGUGGGCCAGAGCCACAAGCUAAGCUUGACAAAAGAGGCUGCUGAAUUGCCCAGCAGGCCAUGGAGAUGGUUGGGAAUGCACAGUGGGCUGAGGCGAAGGACACUGACUGUGAUCCUUUUGGGCUUCUGGCUGUCCACAGUCACUGGAGAUGCGGUCCCUAGCCAGAUGUGUUCCUGGAGCCUAACUACUUCAAAAUGGCAGGGCUCUAGGAGUAUGAGCCUAGUGUAUGCACAGUGGUAGCUGUCAGCUGUCAAGAAUGGCAGCCGAGAGAUGGCAGGGAGUGGGUGGUAAGGCUGCCAGUUAGUAGCAGAGACAGUUUUUAAAGUCACUGACUUAAAUGCAUGAAAUAGGCAGUUGACUCUCCUCUGCUUUAUUAGAAGUGUCCCCAUUUUUGUCACAAUUCCUUCUUGCAGAUCAUGCUUGUUUCUCACUUAGAUGGAUUCUUUCCAUAUUUACAUUCUGUUUGUGUCAUUUGCAUGGUUAAUUUCUGCCAUAGUCUAAGUUCAUGCCUAUCAGAUGUCUGUCAUUGUCUCAGUUUUCAUGGCUGUUUGAAAGUCUACUGAAUGAUGACUUUUAACGAAACUAAGAGAUGUUGCGUUCAUCUUACAAAGCCAUAAGGUAUAGGAGGCGAGCCUAGCAGGUACAGGUGUGUGGAGUGUGGAUGUGAAGAACUGUUUCCUAAAGCUCCGGGGGUUCCUGGUUUCUUGAGUCCCUAAAGACUACACUACAGUCUUUCAAUGCUAAGUGGCAAUAGUUGGGGGCGGAUGGUGUAGGGAGCAUGGUGAGAUAGGCCUCUAGAUGGGGCCCCUAGAAGGGCUCUGUGGCCAUCACCUCCCACUGCGUGCUUCUGCUGCAUGUGCCUGGUGAGGAGUGCCACAGCUUUUCACAGUGGAACUGACCACAGCUGGCCUAGGGUUUGUGGCGAGUUGAAGCCUUGCAGGCAGGUGGGACGGGAAGAGUGAAGGUGAGUUCUGCCCAGCAGUGGAACCUGGACCAGAUCGGAGUCUGCAGAUCAGGGGCCCUGAGCACAGGUCAGGCCUGGAGUACCUGGCUCACCUGCAGCCUGGCUGGCAGGUGGAAAGGGCUUGAUCUCCUUCAGACCUUCAGGGCUUUGUGAGGUUCUGUUGCUGCCCUCCCCCUGCUGUUUGGGGGUGUUUAAUUUCUGAUAUAAAUUAUGUCAUCCCUGCUGAAGAGCAGUAAGUGGGAUUUUUCUUUGCUAUGCAGGUUGAUUAAUUCUGGUCUGGAAAUCUGAGAUGGAAAAUGCUCCAAAAGGCAAAACUUUGGAGCACCGUGAUGCCCUGUGUAGAGAAGUCCACAUCUGAGCUCCUGUGAUCAUUUGCAGUCAGAAUGCAGGUGUACUAAACACGCUGUAAAAGUUUACCUCCGCCUAGGUGCCCAUCAGCUUCAAGGACUUGGCCGUGCGGUUCUCUGAAGAGGAGUGGCGGAUCCUGCAGGAGGGCCAGCGGGAGUUCUACAGAGACGUGAUGCGGGAGAACUACGAGACGUUGGUGUCCGUGGGGACCUCUGAGCUGCUUCCUCUCUCUGCUUUCCUGUCACCCACAGAGCCUGGAGGAGCCACCGCGGGAGAGGGCCACCAUGAUAAGGGACAAGAACCCCCACUGGAGCGUGGUUCCCAGGGAGGGCAGCCCCAGCAGAGCCUACACCUCACCGCCUUAGUGCAGCUGGUGAAGGAGAUUCCGGAGUUCUUGUUUGGAGAAGUGAAGGGCACGGAGGACUACCCCGAGAGUGGGAGCACCAGUCUGGAUGGGGAGCGAGCGAGCCCUGAGGUAGCUGGGGCUGUGGAAACUUACCCUCCCCGAGGCCUGCUUAGUUCUCUUCCGGAGAGCCCUGCAAGCCACCCCAGCCUGGCCAGCACACCCACGGGCAGCUCCUCUUCCAGUGGCCCUCCUGGAGACUGGGCACAAGAAAGCCUCCUGCCUGCCAUAGGAGCUACUGAUAAACCACUCUCCAUAGAGAAGGAAGGCUUGGGAGCCUCAGGAGAGACUUCCAUUCAUCCCACUCAAAGCCUGGACCAGAGCAAGAGCCACCUAAGACAAGAUAGAGGCGGCAUAGGAACAGGAACCUCUCCCGAGAACAGUCCCUUGCAAGGCCUCAUCAACUGUCUGAAGGAAAUCCUUGUGCCCGGGCCCCAGCACCGUGGGACAGCCGCAGACUUGCCAGCUUCUCUGCCUGGCCUGAGUGUGCUGAAGCAGAGCAGAGCUGAGGUGGAGCCAGGGAGCCUGCCCUGCCCGGUGAAGACAGAGCCAAUAUCCGGGGAUUGUCCCCUUCAGGGCCUGCUGAACUGUCUGAAGGAGAUCCCAGAAGCCCCAGACGGGCGUCCCAGCCCCUCAGGAGCCGGGGACCUGCAGCUGCAGGAGGAGCCAGGGAAAAGGAAUUCUGGAGGGAUGAGAUGCCCCCAGACUCCUCCUCUCCGCCGUAGUCAUGGAGCUGGAAGUAUGCUUGCCGUGGUGAAGGUAGAAGAUGGCUGGGUCCAGAGUCCCCCAGUGCCAGCAUCUUGCCAGCUUAGCAGGCAAGGCCACGGUCCCUAUUUCACUGGAGAUAGCAGAGAGGUCCGUGUGCCCCGCUGGGGCCCCAUGACUCUCGCCGGCAGGGCCUCAAGCUCACCGCUAGAAGCUCUGGAGGCCUGUCUGAAGGGCAUUCCUCCAGGCGGGUCAUCACCUCUUCAGCCGCUAGCCACCUCAUGGUCCAGAAGUCCCCAGCCAGGAGAUGCUGGCUCUCAGAGACUUGAGCUACAGCCGCAAGGAUCACACAGUGCAGAUGCUUCGAGAGAGCCACUUCUGCCUCUGAGCUUGCGGGGCUGCAUGAGAGAGGGACCUGGGAUUCAAUCCUCUGGCUCCCAGGGUACCCCUACCAGCUUCUCCUCAGCCAGCAGCAGUGAUGGGGAUCUGGAUUUCAGGAGCCCCAGGAGCAGUCAGGGACAACGGCUUGGGAAAGGAUAUCCACCAGGAAGCUCUCCACUCCAAGGCCUGGAGAACUGUCUAAGAGAGAUCCCUAUCCCCAGGCCACAGGCUGCCUGGCCUUGCUCCUUGGCUGCAGACAGGGGGUCGAAGAGAACAGAGCCCAGGAACUGGACUGCAGACACGGACGGACCGAGGGGCGAGGCCUGUGAGCCACCCCACCUUGGACAGGGUCGGGGAGAAGUGCCCAGCAGGAGUCUCCGUCUAGGCAGUCCACAGACCUGCCCCUCUACCUGCCACCAAGUGACUGCCAGGCCAGGACCGUGGCAGUGGCCGAAAGAUGACGUGGACCGUCAGAGUGGACUAAGAAAGAACAGGAUGUUUGGCUUCCUUGGGGUAUCUGAAGUGGAGACGCUGCUGGGAUUGAAGGAGACAGCCACCAUGCCCUCCCCUCUGCACUGCCUGGAGAGCUCUCUGAGGGGGAUCUUGCCCGUGCGACCCCUGCGUUUCACCUGUGUGACUGGUCCUGACCCCAGUCCCAGCCCCUGCUCCAGCUCCAGCUUCAGCAGCUCUGAUGGAGAAGACCUGAGGCCAGAGCCUGCAUUCUGGCAGCCACCCCUCCAGAAGAAAGACCACCUUCCCUCCAGCAAGGGUCCUGUCCCUCUGUGCCCUGUCCCUACAACAUUCCCAGGAGUCAACAACAAUAGCUGUCUUGCUGAAGACCCGGACAGACCAGAGUCCAGGGACUGCAGCAGCCUCGAUACAGGAAGAGCAGAAGGGACAGGAGUCAAGACCCCGUCACCCAGAAGAGAAGGAGCUGCAGAGCACACAUGCCAGCCUGGCCCUGUCAGCAGUGCUGAAGUAAAAGGAGGAGGAGGAGGAAGAGGAGAGGCAACUGGGUGCCCAUGGCCUGCCUCUCAGCUGGAAGAAAGGCCUGAGCCCAAGGGUGCUGAAGACACCAGUGACCUGGAGCCUGGACAUGGGCAACCCAGUGCCACAGCCAGGACUCAAGGGAAGCUGCUCUCUGGGGACCCUCCGGAGCCACCUAGCAAGUCUCCCCUUCCCACAACUGUCUUGUCAAAGUGGCCACCCGCUUCUUUCCAGACACCAUGCCCCUGUGGCAGAUUCCUGCAGCAGGAGUUGCACAGCCUUGGUACGGCCCUCACGGACAAGCUGGAUCAGCUUGCGUCAGCCUUGGCAGGCCUGACUCAGGAAGUGGCCACCAUGAGGACCCAGAUGGACAGGCUGGGAAGGCGCCCACAGAGCCUUGGACCAAAAGGCCAGGCUUCCUGGCGGUUGACCCUCCCCCGGAGACCUCACUGGGCCAACAGACUGGACCGCAGAUACCUACCCUACUGGAGGCAGAAGGGCCCCAGCAGGCCCAGACCAAAGAUGCUGCGGGCCCAGGCAGAAGGCUGCAAGGCUGCGGACCGCCCAGGACUCUCUAGAGGGAAGGGCAGUUUGGUGCCUCAGCCGCCUCCAGAUGGUUCCUUGGUAGAAUCUUCCAGGCCCAGCGGUAGCUCAUCCCAGCAGAUCUCCUCAGCACCUGGAGGCCACACUGUGCUGACUGCACACCCCCUUCGGGAACACACCGGAUGCCACCAGAAUCCCCCCUCCCCUUCAGUGCCUACUGCCUCGGUCCCCCUUGUGGCCACACCAGCAACCAGUGCAGACUCGGAACCUCAGGCUGCUGCAGUGGCAGCAACCAGCAUUCCACACCAGCACAAGGAACCUAACAGCCGGCCAGGGGGAGCCCUCAGCAAAGACCUCUGGGGAGGUGACCACAGGGAUCCGAGGUGGGGGGCCCAUUAACUGUCCUGUCCCUUUGCUCAGGCUUGCAGAGGAUGCUGGGUGGCCAGGAUGCCUGGUAGGAGCCUCUGAGGUAAAACCAUCGCAGGCUGCCUGCUUCCCAGGGGUUGUGUCUUCCUUACCUGCUCAGCCAGACCUCUGAUCACUGCUGCAAGUCUGGCCCUUUGCCUCUGCUGUGCCAGGCCCCCGUGGUGUCUGCACAGGGCCACUCUAGAGGCAUCCCUCCGCCAUACCUCCGGCUUGCUUGGCUCAGGUUCAGUCAGCCAGCUGCUCUUCCUCCUUAGCAGAGCCAUCUAGGUUCCAGGUGGGUGUCAUGCAUACUGCAUAUGCACAGAGCCAGCUGCAGAGGGCACCAUGAAGGCACCUUAAGCUCCUGCUCCUGAUCUCAAGGACACGAAAAGGCCAGUCUUUGUCUGUCUAGAGUGAAUAUUCACAGAUCUCAUUUAGGGAGAGCCUGGCCUGUGGUCUAAGCUGAACUGACCCACAUGAAUUCUAAAACUAAAUAUAUUAGCUGCUAAGAAAAGGCCAUUUGGCUGCAAUGGAAGAGUGCUCAGAGGGGACGGCACUCGGGCACGGUUACCUGGAUUGUCACCAGUGCAGUGAGAACGAGGCAGCUUGCAUUUCCCUCUUCCACACACACACACACACACCUCAAGAGAACUGAGCAUGCGCAGUGAGGCUGGGCACAGAGUACUGCACAUAGGCCAGUCUCCUAGGCUGUGUACAAGAGUGUCACAGACUUAGUCUGGGCAGCUUAAAUCAGGGGUCCCAAAUCAAGGUCUUGUCAGGGUUGGUUCUACAGAGGGUGUCUGGCUCUGUUGGAGGCUGUCUUCAUGCUCAUGGUAUCUUCUAUGAAUCUCUUCUCCAAAUGCCCCUCCUGCCAGGACACAGGAUGUUUUGGUUGGCACUCAUUCUCUUUUGAACUCAUCUUCGCUAAAGACUCUAAGGAACGUCACAUUCUGAAGUGCCAGGGGGCACAGCAUGGUCAGCCUUUCGACAUUAUGACAAAGUGUUGUCAUCUAGAAAGUUCACGUUCAAGAACCAGACAGUUGAGAUUAAAAAAACAAACUCCUGUUUUAAA